Molecule: messenger RNA, 1059 nt
Organism: Rhodotorula graminis WP1
Lineage: Eukaryota; Fungi; Basidiomycota; Microbotryomycetes; Sporidiobolales; Sporidiobolaceae
Exons: 6
Coding region: 1-1059 (352 amino acids)
Source: RefSeq, a predicted model, not a curated record
AUGCGCUCCUCGCUCGCCUUCGCGUCGCUCGCGACUCUCGCCGGCCUCGCCGCCGCCCAGUCGUCCUCGGGCGCGCCCCUCGGGUACGGCCGCUUCCCGUGCACCAAGGUCAAUGCCGACGGCACCUUCAGCGCCGACGCCUCGCUGUGCGCAGACGCCAAGCUCGUCGCGCCCGGCCUCGCUACGGGCAACGCCGGCGGCACGCAGGGCGACGGCGUCAACCCGACCGGCGCCCAGUGCGUCCUCCAGGCCGAGACGGGCGCCUACUUCUGCGGCUUGGCCGGCGCGCAGUGCACGAGCGACGCCAACUGCGACAACGGCCACUGCGUCGAGGGAACCUGCCAAGGCGGGUUCGCCCAGUCGUGCUCGCAGAAGGACACGAACUGCCUCGGCUUCCUCUACUGCUUGAAGCCCGACUACAAGGUGACGGCGAGCGACACGUGCGGCGGCAUCGGCGCGUUCUGCAACGACGCACGGUCGGCGUCGCUCGACAUGCAGGCGAGCGAGGCGCAAGAGAUCUUCGACGGCUUCUGCCAGUCCGGGUACUGCAACUUUGGCACGGCCCAGUGCGACACCAAGAAGGGGCUCGGCGAGUCGUGCGAGUCCGACCCGACGUACGGCUGCGCGACGGGCCUUUCGUGCGACGCCUCGUCGCUCAAGUGCACGCGCUCGCUCGGCGGCAGCGAGCCCUCGGCGCCCGGAGCGUCGCAGCGCGCGAGGAGCCGCUCGCGCAGGGCCGUCGCGCAGGGCCACCAGGCCGUCGUCGUCGCGCGCGCGCACCCGGGCGCAGGACCGGCGGCGCGCUCACUGUGCCCGGCGGGGCGGCAGGCGUGCGCGCUCGCUGUCGGCCUCGGCGGCGCUGGAGCGGCAGGGUUCGAGUGCGUCGACACGACGAGCGCGCUCGAGCAGUGCGGGGCGUGCGCGGCGCAGGGCGGCGUCGACUGCACGGCGCUGCCCAACGUGGCGGCCGUCGGGUGCGUCCAGGGUGUCUGCGAGGUCUGGGCGUGCGAGGACGGCUUCUUGUUCGACCCCAUCUCGACCGCGUGCGUCGCAGAGUAG